Messenger RNA from Selaginella moellendorffii, 2320 nucleotides. Its product is annotated as two-component response regulator-like APRR3. Gene Ontology annotation, biological process: cytokinin-activated signaling pathway; phosphorelay signal transduction system. The transcript has 8 exons. Gene Ontology annotation, molecular function: protein binding. The coding region runs from base 125 to 2233 and encodes 702 amino acids. The record is from RefSeq and is a predicted model, not a curated record. NCBI's taxonomy places the organism in Eukaryota, Viridiplantae, Streptophyta, Lycopodiopsida, Selaginellales, Selaginellaceae.
UUUCUGUGGUUUGUGGAGUGUCUCAUUCUAGGUUUUUGCCCUGGAUCGAGGUUUGAAGCGCGAUUUUUGCGAGGAAUUCGGCUGUGCGCGGCCCGAUUUCGAGGUCAGAUCGCCCAAUGGCGCGAUGACAAUGAGGCAGGCAGGGAUUCUUGAUGCGCCGAAUGGCGCGGGCGCUGGAAUUGGCGGGGAGAGUGGGAAAUUGUCACAGCGCGGCGAAGGGUGGGAAAAUCUUCCUCCAUACAGGCAGCUCAAAGUCCUCCUCGUUGAAGAUGAUGAUUCCACGAGGCAUGUCGUGGCUGCUUUGCUACGCAAUUGUGGCUAUCAGGUUGUGCCUGCUGCAAAUGGUUUGCAAGCGUGGUCUUUACUCGACGAUCGCAACCGGGAGAUCGAUCUGGUUCUUACGGACGUGGUGAUGCCGGGCUUGUCAGGACUUGGACUGCUCUCGAAGAUAAUGCAUCACAAGAACCACCAGAAAGUUCCUGUUGUCAUGAUGUCGUCUCACGAUUCUACGAAUGUGGUUUUCAAGUGCCUGACGAAAGGAGCUGCGGACUUUUUGGUGAAGCCCGUGCGCAAGAACGAGCUGAAGAACCUGUGGCAGCAUGCUUGGAGGAAAGCUCGAAGUUCGAGUGGAAGUGAAAGCGAAACAGGGAGAUUAAACAAAUGUGGAGGCUCCUGCGGCGAAUUAAGCAGUGAUUCUGGAAGUGAGGAAAUCCGCAUUUCUGAUCAAAGUGACACGGAGAGUUCGUGCACGAAAAAGGUGGCGGAGCUGGAGAGCCCACGAAAGUCCAGGCCGCGAGCUUUCACAAAACCAAAGCCGUGUCCGCCAUCCAGGCGGGCACGCCGGACGAAAGAUUCUGACACGGUCGAUGAUGUUGGUGCCCGUCUCAAACCCGCGGAUUCACCAGCAGACACGGAUCGAGCAAUGGAGGCUGUGGACUUGAUUGGAAACAUUGCCGAGCCGAGCACGGCCAAGGCCGCCGAGGAAUUCGAGUCCGAGAUGGGGGCAAGCAACAGCCCGGAAGUCAUCCUAGAACGAGAUGUGAGCUCCUCAGACCCGGCGCCAACGUCGGGAAAUCUGGAGCUCGCUCUCAAAAGUCCUACCCCGGACCACGCUUACGAGCCGAGCUAUGUCUUAAACCAGUCAGGACCUUCUGCCUUCUCAAGGUACAACACGAAACAAAAACAAGCUAUUGAUCAUCACCACCAACAGCAACAGCAGCAGCAGCAGCAGCAGCAGCAACAUCAACAACAGCAACACCAGUUUUCUUCCACAGCAAGUGUCCAACUUCCAGGCCAGAUUUUUACUAACGGAGGAACACAAACUGGAAGGUCGAACGAUCAGGCAGCGGCUGCCGCAGCAGCAGCAACGGCAGCAGCAACAGCAGCGUUCUUUGCUAGGCCCGAGCAGCAGCAUCAUAUAGUCACUCCGGUGCAAUACGCGACAGUACUUUCUUACGACCAGAGCUUACCAGCGAGAGGAGGAGCUACCUAUUACUACACACAGCCGGCUUUGCCGCCAUGGCAGCACGCUUUCUCACCACCACAACAGCAGCCUCGCCUCGACAAUCCAGACUUCGUGGAGCAGCAGCAGCGUCAGCAGCAGCACUUCGUGGAGCAACAACAACGUCAGCAGCAGCAGCAGCACGAAGAACAAAAGCACCGGAGCUUCCAAGCGCUUACAAACAUCAUGGCUCACCACCACCACUACCACAUCGAGCACCACCACCACGAUAAAGCCAGCGGUAGCAACGAGCUUGAGACCCCGGGCUGUGGCUCCACGAACGUCGCUGGAGAUGGUAGCGGUGGUGUUGGAGGUGGUGAGCUCCACUCAAGUUUGCACGCCUCCAACAAUAAUGGUGGCAGUGGGAAUGGGAAUGGUUGGAGCAGCUAUGGAAACAAUGGCAGCGUGAGUGGAAGCAACCAUGGCAGCAACAACGUUUACAACGACAGCACCGCCAAGAUGAGUAACUUUGGCAGCUGCUGCAAUGGUGGCGAUAGCAAUCCGGGCUCCAACAAUUGUGGCGCUCCGGCCGAGAACGCCGCCAACAACAGCAAAGUCAGGCGAGAGGCCGCUCUGAACAAGUUUAGACAGAAACGAAAGGAGAGGUGCUUCGAGAAGAAGGUUCGGUAUCAAAGUAGGAAGAGGCUUGCGGAGCAGCGCCCUCGAGUGAGGGGCCAAUUUGUGAGCCAAGCGGUGUUCGAUUCGUCCAUCAACAAUUUACCAUGUCAAUAGUGUACAGACAAUGAGUUUUUUCUUGGCCUUUUUUUUGUUUCUCUAGUGUAUCAAAAGAUGCAAUUUGACCUUCGUGUUCUUCUCGCC